This is a messenger RNA of Rotaria sp. Silwood2, 1107 nucleotides long. Lineage: Eukaryota; Metazoa; Rotifera; Eurotatoria; Philodinida; Philodinidae. The record is from the annotation of a GenBank genome assembly.
AUGAGCUAUGCAAAACAAUCCAAAACUGAUAAAAAAGAUCAAGACUUUUUUAUGGACUUCAAAUCAAAAACAUUGUCAAACUUGAAUAAAAACGAUUCUACAAUAGAAAAUUCAAUUAUUAUUGAAAAAUUUAGAAUUGUUGCGCUAGCUCAAAAUGCAACUACUCGACUGGAAAAAUCAAUUCGAAAUAAGCAAUCCAGAAAACCACCGGUACCAUCACGUUAUGUAUUCAUAAAAGUCAAUAAUGAUAAAACAAAAUUAAAACCAUUAACUAACAAGAACGAUACUCUUUCAUUAAUAGUUGAAAAUAAUGAAGAAGAUAUUAUUCUUCCUGUCAUUGAUAAUAUAAUAGCAACUAAACAACAGCCAGAUUUAGAAAAAUUAAAUAGUCAAAAAAAUCUAUUUAAUCAAAUUAAAUCUUUGAAUGAUGAUACAAUCAUUAGUAAUCAGGGUGCCAUAACAGAUAUUACUAACACUCCUAAUUUAUUAAUAUUUCGUAGUAAUCGUUUUAAAACAAAGAAAAUAGAAAUUGAAACGGAAGAAAACGAUGAAAAUUCAAUCACAAAUCAAGAAACAUUGGAUUUAUUAGUCAAAAUAAAAGACAGUACAAGUGCAAUAUCUAUUGGUCCAAUGCCAUUAUCAUUACAAGCUUGUCGUUUUGAAUUACCAUAUGAUUUAAAAUUACUUGAAAAGAUGACACCACUUGAUUAUCUCACUAAUUACUGUCGUUUAUCAUCACGUCGACAAUAUCAAUUUAAACGUUUAUUUAGUAGAUAUCGUAAUAAACAUUAUCUUUUUGAAUCAUCCGAUUUAUAUUUAUCAAUAGCUUCUAUACAUAAAGAAAAUUUUAAACGUAUACAUUUUAAUCAUCUUUGUCAAUUAAUUGAUUUAGAUAAUCAAGAACGUGAAUUUAAAUUUGAAACAUAUGCUGGUAUAUUAGCAUUAUGUGAACGAAUUAUAUUUUAUUCAUCAAAAUUAUAUAAUGAUUAUGAUGAUAUAUAUUUAACAAAACAUGCAAUAGAAAGAUGCGAUUUUGAUGGUUUAAGUAGAAAACUUGAUGGAUUAGCUAUUCGUGAUACUAUGAAACGACUGUUACAAGCACUGUAA